CUGGGAUCUGAGAUCAGCCACCAUCCAUUUUGCUUUUUAACCCUACGAAAUAAAUGGCUCAGUGCAGCUAAAUUACAUUGUUGAUAUUAUACAACUAAUUUGCAGAUAAUAGCAGUCGAUCAUUCUCAUGCAGUCCGGCUUGAUUCCUUAAGUGUGCGAUUAAGGGCUUGUUUUGAAAACGAUCGAGUGCUUGUGCCGCCGGUAGUCACUUGUCUAUCCGAUGCUAUAGAGGUCUUCCGAGUGUGGAGCUCCUGACUACUACUACUACUGUACUCUACCGGCUUUUAAAUGGGUCGUUCGCGGAGCCGUAGCUCUUCCCGGUCCAAACACACCAAAAGCAGCAAGCACAGUAAAAAGCGCAGCCGCUCUCGGUCAAGGUCCCGGGACAAAGAGAGGAAGAGGCGCUCAAAGUCCCGAGAGUCCAAAAGGAGUCGGAAGAGAGAAUCGCGCUCUGGAUCCAAAUCAAACACGGCCACGUCCCGCCGGGAGAGGGAAAGACCUGUAUCGCCGCCCGAGAGAAUUGAUAUUUUCGGCAGGGCUUUAAGCAAGAGGAGUGCCGUAGAUGAAAAGCAGAAGAAAGAGGAGGAAGAGAAGAAAGCUGAAUUGGAAAGACAGAGGAGAAUUCGACAGCAGGAAAUAGAGGAACGGCUGAUAGAGGAGGAGACGGCACGUCGUGUAGAAGAACUGGUCGCCAAACGUGUGGAGGAAGAACUGGAAAAACGCAAGGAUGAGAUUGAGAGAGAAGUGUUGCGACGGGUGGAGGAGGCUAAACGUAUCAUGGAAAAGCAGUUGUUAGAGGAGCUGGAAAGACAGAGACAAACAGAGCUGGAAGCUCAGAAGGCCCGGGAGGAGGAAGAGAAUUCAAAGCGUGAAGAACUGGAGAAGAUUCUGGUGGAGAACAAUCGCAAGAUAGCCGAUGCUCAAGCUAAACUGGCAGAGGAACAGCUACGAAUAGUUGAAGAGCAGAGGAAGAUACACGAAGAGCGUAUGAAGUUGGAGCAAGAGCGACAGAAACAGCAGAAAGAAGAACAGAAGAUUAUUUUGGGGAAAGGAAAGUCGAGGCCUAAACUAUCUUUCUCGCUCAAGGCCACAGAGUGAUGGAAACAAAGUGGCUGGCAUGCCAUGGGUUCUCCAGACUUUCUCAAGACCACUUCUUCAUGUGAAAGAAUUGUGCUGCAGCACGAGUUUUUCGUUGUAGGUCUCAUGUGGUAUGUUUCAAAUUCUCCGAACAACGGGAACAAUCAGUUUGUCAUAUACCCUUCAGUUUUUUCCUGUUUUAACUGUCUGUUUUGUAUUACUGACUCUUGUAUAGAUAACCUCCACUUGUCCUCCAUGUAGUCUCUGCAAACGCAUUUGGUGUAUUGCACGAGUAAGAAAAAAAGGACCGGCCUGACCUGCUGUCUCAUCUAAAUGUGCAUUAUGGUUUCCUGUUUCAUUAAUUCAAGACCUCAACAAAUUUCCAUACUGAUUCGAAUUUAAGUAUUUUUUUUUUUUUUUAAUAGUUUAUUGAUAAUAUAAUGGAAUUAAAAUGCGAGAUGGGCAUGGAAGUUCGUUGAGUUGGAAAAUACACUUUGAACAAAAAGGUAACCAAUCUGAUGCAUUGUAAAACAAAAAUAGCUGUUUAUCAUUUUUACAUUACAUUAAUAAUUGUACAUUCAAGAUGUAAAUGGAUGAUGCUGUAAUAAAGGGUACCUGGUCGUUGCAUGUCAGUGAGCUGCGUAUAUGUCAGUGACGGGAUACUUUUAGAGGUGAAUGGGUGGAAGUUUGCAGAUUGGUCAGAAUUUGUGUUUGUGGUUAAAUAUUUAACAGUUAUCAAGGAUAUGUCAGGAAUCUCCAAUAAAUCCAUG
Messenger RNA from Xyrauchen texanus (razorback sucker), 1847 nucleotides. Its product is annotated as arginine and glutamate-rich protein 1-B. The transcript is spliced from 4 exons. Bases 289 to 1098 code for a protein of 269 amino acids. Gene Ontology annotation, molecular function: cadherin binding. Lineage: Eukaryota; Metazoa; Chordata; Actinopteri; Cypriniformes; Catostomidae. The record is from RefSeq and is a predicted model, not a curated record. Gene Ontology annotation, cellular component: mitochondrion; nucleoplasm.